This is a messenger RNA of Salvelinus sp. IW2-2015, 2452 nucleotides long. It is a transcript of the gene grhl3, whose product is annotated as grainyhead-like transcription factor 3. Gene Ontology annotation, cellular component: nucleus. Gene Ontology annotation, biological process: regulation of transcription by RNA polymerase II. The record is from RefSeq and is a predicted model, not a curated record. Gene Ontology annotation, molecular function: RNA polymerase II cis-regulatory region sequence-specific DNA binding; DNA-binding transcription activator activity, RNA polymerase II-specific. Lineage: Eukaryota; Metazoa; Chordata; Actinopteri; Salmoniformes; Salmonidae.
AAGCUCCCUCAGCGGGACAAGUCUGCUUCUCUCUGCUAAGACUGACUGACAGCCUUUCAAAAGAACACACGAACACAUUUUACCUAAAGAAGCCUGAGAUCUACUGUCUUGGAAAGGAGUCAUGACCAAAGAGAUUGAGACUCUGGGACUGGUCCUUCAGAACGAGAGCUUCAACUACCAGCGCUACAAUAACUACAUCAUGGACUCCUGGGCCUACACAGACAGCCUACUCACAUACGACCAGUGCAAGACACCCAAAGAGCAGAAAAUGGUUGCAUGCAGCCGAGGCAGUAGUAUGUACAAGCCAUCGGAGAGGACUAUGAUUGGCUCCUCCCCCGAGCUGGUCUCCCUGGAGAUGCCAGCCAACAUUAUGAAGCUGCUGCCCGAGAACAUUUCCUCCAACCACCCCCAGGAGGCGCUGGAGCUGAACAGCAAGCUGUCACCCCUCUGUCCCCCCUCUGUCCCCCAAAACCUUCUCCCUCUCACCCCCAGUGCCGACACCUACGACAAGCAGGUCAUCAACAACAUCUUCGACUCCUUGCUCUCCCAGAAGUGGUCCACAGAGACAGCCUUCCCUGAGGCCACCACUGAGCAGACUCUACCCUACAGCGAUCCCUUUGCCGAGCAGCACAGCCCAGUUUACUCGGACUCUUACAGCAAAUCUCCUCCAGAGAGAUACAGGAACAAUUUCCAGUUCAUUCUGGGAGCCCCUCAAGCCAUCCAGAAGAAGUCGUCCGAGCUGCCCAUGGUUUACCUCAACAAGGGCCAGUUCUACCCCAUCUCCCUUCAGGGGGUGGACAGCUCAGCCAGCCUGAUCUCCAACAAAGUCAAGACGGUGGUCAUGGCGGUGUUUGAGAACGACAAGAACGCAGAGAUUCAGCUGAGGUGCUGGAAUCACUGGCACGCACGGCAGCCGACCGUUAAGCAGAGAGUCAUUGACAUCGCUGACUACAAAGAGGUAUUCAGUGGCAUCAGCCACGUGGAAGAGGUAGCCUUCAACGCUUUGUCCUUCAUCUGGAACCCCAAUGAGGAAGCUAAGGUGUACAUUGGCAUUAACUCUCUGAGCACAGACUUCUCCUCUCAGAAGGGAGUGAAGGGGCUUCCUCUCAACCUCCAGAUCGACACAUAUGAUUUCAGCAGCGGCACCAACCGCCUUAUCCACAGAGCGGCCUGCCAGAUCAAAAUCUUCUGCGAUAAGGGUGCAGAGAGGAAGAUGAGGGAUGAAGAGAGGAAGAGGAGCAAGAGGAGGGUCAAGACAGUCAUUGACUCAAGCAACAACACCAACAAGUCAGUAGUGUCCAGCUCAAUGGGAAGUGGCAGCACCUUCUUCAAGACCCUGGAGGACCACGUCACCAACCCUGUACUCUUCAUCCCAGAGAUGCACCUCUCCAAUAUGCAGCGCUGCGGCUUGGCACCCCCCACAACGUUGGAGGAGGUUGAGAAGAGCUCACUGAAGAGACUUUACCGUGAUAGACUGGAACAAAGCAAUGGUAGCCCGCCACCAAGCAAGCAGGCCAGAUGCGAGGAGCAACAACGAGUGCUCCUGUACGUGAGAACAGAGUCGGAGGAAGUGUUCGAUGCUCUCAUGCUCAGCAGCCCAACCCUGAAAGGUCUAAGACAAGCGAUUUCUGAAAAGUACGUCAUGCAACAGGACACCAUUGGGAACAUCUACAAGAAAUGCAAAAGAGGGAUUUUCGUCAACAUGGAUGACAACAUCAUUGAACACUACAGCAACCACUCAGCAUUCCUCAUAGAGAUCUCUGAAAUCAUGUGCGGUCAGUUCCAGGUCACUCUCAUGGAGUUAUGAAGAGAGGGGGGCGGACAUUUUUGAUGUUCGGGCCCACCCCAUUGCAAAGCGUGGCCAAUCAAACUGCCUGCCGAUUUCAACUUUUUAAGCACUACUCUGUGAGAGACUCUAUUGGCUAGCCCAAGAGGGCAAAGACCAAUGGGGCCAAAGAAGACAAGCUACACCCACCAUCAGUUCAACCAUCGAACCGACUUCAGACCAAGAGCUUUAUACCGAUGCCAGUCACUGCCUUUGUAAAUACAAUUUAACCCUCUUAUGACUUUUUACUGUAGUAUAUAUUUUAUAACAGAGCGAUUCUGAUGAAUUAUGCUGUAAAUAUUUGAUGUAAAUAGAAAUGAAUAUGACAUAUGAGUUGUCCCUUUGAGGAGACAUACAGCGAUAGCAUAACCCAUUUUCCACAAACAUCCAAAGCUAUGCAUUUCCAUUUCAGGAGACAUACCGUCCAUGUAUGUUGUCAACUUUUCCAAAGACUGCCAUUCUUGCUGCUUUUCAUGUACUUAUAAUUUCUUCCAAGGGAUCUCAAGUAAUGGGAAUGAUGCCAUUGUGUUGGAUUAUAUAUGUUUUUCAUUAUAUUACAGAUGUAGGAUCUUAAUUUGUGCCAGUUUGCUACAGCAGGAAAAUAAUCCUGCAGCAACAGGGAAUAAA